Molecule: messenger RNA, 2181 nt
Organism: Magnusiomyces paraingens
Lineage: Eukaryota; Fungi; Ascomycota; Dipodascomycetes; Dipodascales; Dipodascaceae
Exons: 2
Coding region: 1-2181 (726 amino acids)
Source: RefSeq, a predicted model, not a curated record
AUGUCAUAUUACAUGAGUCCUGAAUCCGUUGCUAUUCAGCUAGAAAAUCUAGUUAGAAUUUUACGAGAUCCAAAGGAACAUGGAAUAGACGUUACCAAGGAGUUAAUUCAUUCGCCCCAUGUCUUUCCUUUUCCUGAUUCCUCUUCAUCAGACUCUGUUGACCUUUUUGUGGUCUCGUUUCUUGUUGAGGGUUUUGAAGCUGCCGCUACAAGAAAAGCAUCAAUUACUGACCCAACUGUUACUCCACAAGACUGGACUAACAAUAUAUAUAAGGCCGUAGGAAAUCUAAAACCAGAACAUCAAUGGCGGGCUUUGCCUCCUCUUGCUGGCCUUAUUAAAGCUAUAUAUUACCAAAAGCUGCGAUUAGAAACUCAGUCACAACAAAAAGGAAGAAAUAGAAGGGAUGUGGGCAUUCUUGCUGAUACAUCUCUAGUACAUGAUAUUCAAAAAAGCUUCAUUUCAAUUAUCAACAAGACAUUUGAAAUAUAUGGAAAUAUUUUUGAUUCUCAAUUUUUUGAAAAUGAGUUACAGAUUCCCGUUGUUAUCUAUACACUAUCUGUGACUCUUCAAUUUCUCUCCAACUCAUUGAAAAAAAAAAUCAAUUAUACCUUAGUAUUACCUUAUUCGGUGUCUUUUGUGUAUUUUUCGCAAAAGGGACUUUAUGGAGGAAAGUUAUUAAGAACACUUACGGAUAAAAAUAAUCAAAGUAUUGCUAUAUCACUUGAUAGAAAUCCGGUAUUUACAAAACUAAGUUCACUAUCUAUUUUAAUUCAAACAGCUGUUCAAGAAAUAAAUUCUGCUAACGCCUUUGUGGCUUGCAAAGCACUCGAUGUUAUAUACCAAUUUUCACAUUCUUUGGCAGAUGAAUGGCAGAAUUCAGUGUCUAAACAAGCUGACAACAUUUUUCAAGCUGAUUCUACUUCUUGGGAAUUUUUAAAGGUUUGUUUAUUUUCAGUAUCUUUGGCUUUAGAGGGAUAUACAAAGUGGAUAUUGGCUUCUGUUAAUAAAACGGAAUAUUAUAAAAAUUCAAUCAAUAUAUCAUCUACCAUUGUUCAGAUUUUUUCUAAUAUGUACUUUAUCGUUGCCCAAAUAAGCCUCACUGGGUUUCCAACAUUUGAUUUUGUUUAUUUUUCGGCAAUCGACAUUCUUCUUGACCCGCAGUUUCACUAUCAAGAAUUUUCUAAUAUUAUAUCACGAAUUUCAGUUCCAAUUUUAUCAAUGUCAAAUCAACAAAGAAAUAAAAUGAUUUCAAACAAUCUUGUUUAUCGAGGGAAAGUCAUUUACUUAUUAAAUCUUUGUGAAGUAUUAACGCCAUUUUUACCUACAACAACUUUUCCAAAUAAACAAGUUCCUUUAAUAACAUUAGCAGGUGAUAUAAUUCCUUUGACAAAAAAGUUUUUAUAUCCUCCUCCAGUCUCACCAGACACUCCAAACUUAACCCUAACAUAUUUUCAACCUAUCUUGGAAUCUGCUCAUUCUGUAAUGUUAGCUGUCAUUACUACUCCUUCUCAGGUUUAUGAACGAAUAAAUGGAAACGAAAUCACUGGAAUCCUUCCCACAUUUUUAAGUUUUUCUAAAUACGAAUCUGAUGAUGCCAACACCCUUACUUCUUUGCCCCAACUUGUGCAGAAAAUCAUUCCCGAAUAUUUUAAAACCGUGAAUGAUCUUUUUGUGGGUGUUCUUUCGUUUCAUCAAUUUACAUUAGCUAUUACAACUUUAGUUAAAGCAGUCUCACCCCCUUCACCAAUUUUUUCAUUGGAUCCACAAAGAGCAGGGUGGAUGAUUGAUUUUUUAAUUGAGCGAUCUGAUGAAGUCGGAGCAGGUAUUUCUCUUCCUACCGAAUUAGGGGCAUUAAGAUUACAUGAAACCGGUGAUAAAGCCGAUACAAAUCAAAAAUCAAUUUCAUCAGGACUGCAGGCACCUCCAACUAUUCGUGCUGUGAUUUUGGGCUCUGUCAUUCAUGCUUUACCUUACUUAGAUGCUCAAGUUUUAGAGAAGUAUUUGAGUUUAAUAUGGAAAAGAAUAGACCAAACAACAAAAUUCAGCAGCAUAUAUUCUAGUUCUAUUACUCAGGAGCAAAAUUACUUGGAAAUAGAUAUGUUUAACAUGAUUUCCAGAGAACUUGAUCAGCAAAAGGCAACCGUCGGAAUUAAAUGGUGGUAUCAAAAAUCUAUGUUAUAA